Scomber japonicus (chub mackerel) is the source of this 1572-nucleotide messenger RNA. RefSeq names its product coiled-coil domain-containing protein 149-like. Bases 7 to 1572 code for a protein of 521 amino acids. The transcript has 12 exons. The record is from RefSeq and is a predicted model, not a curated record. NCBI's taxonomy places the organism in Eukaryota, Metazoa, Chordata, Actinopteri, Scombriformes, Scombridae.
AGAGAGAUGGACGUGAGCAGGAGGAGCGAGAGUGACUGGCAGGGGAUGAUCAGCGAGUUUGUAAUUUGUAAGCGGAAGUUGGAGAGCAAGAAAGAAGCUCUUCUGAUUCUGUCUAAAGAGCUGGACACCUGCCAGCAGGAGCGGGAUCAGUACAAACUGAUGGCCAACCAGCUUCGUGAGCGGCACCAAGGACUCAAGAAGAAGUACAGGGAGCUCAUUGAUGGAGAUCUGUCGCUGCCUCCUGAGAAACGAAAUCAAGUAAAUUUAGCCCAGCUACUGAGAGACUCCAGAGAAAAAAGUAACCAACUUUCUGAAGAGGUGAAGGAGCUGAAACAGCGACUGGUAGAAGCUCAGGGUGAUAACAAGCUCCUACGAAUGACCAUCACCAAACAGAGGCUGGGAGAUGAGGAGGUUGGCGCUCGACACUUUCCAGCACACGAGCGAGAGGAUCUGGUCAAACAGUUAGAAAGAGCUGGAGAGCAGAACGAGGUGCUGGAACACAGCGUCAAAUCUCUGACAGACGAGCUUCAGGAUGUACAAGCGGAACGGGACGUGUUCCAGCAGAAAGCUCAUCGUCUUAACAUAGAAAUUAAUCACAUUGUGGGGAAUGAUGAGAUUCGGAUUUUGGACAUAGAUGCGCUCUGCAUGGAGAACAGGUAUUUGCAUGAAAGGCUCCGUCAACUUCAAGAAGAGGUCAACUUGCUCAAAACAAAUCUGUUGAAGUACAAGAGUGCCCUGGAGUGCAGGAAGAACUCUAAAAUCUGUGGGAAACCCAACAGCAGUGCACUCACCGGAGUGCUCUCCGCCAAACAAGUGAAGGAACUGUUAUUGUCUGAAGAAAAUGGCUGCAGCUUGCCCGUGACUCCUCAGUCCAUCUCCGACCUCAAGUCUCUCGCCACUGCCCUGCUGGAAACCAUCCAUGAGAAGAACAUGGUGAUUCAGCACCAACGCCAAAUCAACAAGAUUCUUGGAACUCGAGUAGCAGAACUGGAGAAGAAACUAAAAACACUAGAAAUUUCUGGAUUAUGGAGCCUUCCAGGAGGAAAAGACGCCAUCAUUCUGAGCUCUCAGCAGGCUGAGUCGCCAGGUUCUGAUACACAGGAAGGGGAAGAGGGCUUCAAAAAUACACCUGCUGAUCAGCAGAGCUCACCAGACGUCGUAAACCAAGACAGUGAAACAGCAGCUGUGUCGGCUGGUCAAGAGGAACUUCACGAGGAGUCGCCAUCCAGUGAGAACCAGCAGAUCUACACAUCCCAGCCUCAGACAGAAACGCAAAACGGUGAAGAGUAUGAUGACAGCGAGGAGUCACCGAUAACAAUGGUUUUAACGGACUUAACGAGUCACCAGUCAACAGAUGAGGAAUGCCACUCAGAGCAAGCUUCAGAGAACUCCAACCCAAUGGAAGGAAGAGAGGAUGAUAAACACACCGUUGGUACUGAAACUGAGUGCAUUAUAAUAGAGGAAACCAUUGAUAGUACAUCAACCAUUACUGAGGAGCAGGAGGACGUCCAGUCACACCAGGAGACAGAGCUUUCUGACGGGGCAGAUGUUGGAGUUAGUCAGGAAAUAUGA